Messenger RNA from Drosophila grimshawi, 1871 nucleotides. RefSeq lists its product as uncharacterized. The record is from RefSeq and is a predicted model, not a curated record. NCBI's taxonomy places the organism in Eukaryota, Metazoa, Arthropoda, Insecta, Diptera, Drosophilidae. The transcript is spliced from 2 exons. The coding region runs from base 82 to 1758 and encodes 558 amino acids.
CAUCAAACAUCGUUCAGUGGCGCAGUUUUGGUAAUUAAACAUUGGAGCGUUUCUAAAUAGCAUAGCAGCUCAGAGCUCAGUAUGCAGUUAAGUCGUGUGAGAUUUCUCAAGAUAUUGGUCUUGAUCAUCUCCAUAAAUAUCUUCAUACUACUCGCAUUCUUCAGUUACAACAAUUCUGAGCACAGUCAUCGAUCUAAACGAGUCGUUUUUAUCGAUGAACUGCUGGUUGACAAAAGAGAGGAACCCAGCUGGCCGCAGAAAUUGAAAUUUAUCCGAGAGGAGAUGCCCUCGUUCCCGCUGGAGGAACUGCUGCGAAGACCCGCCACUAAGUCCACCUGUGGAAAAGUUCCAAAUUCUUUGGGCAUUGAUUUCAGCAACGAUUAUUGGCAAACGGUUCACAUAGAGAACCUGACAUAUCAUCUCUUUGGUGCGUACUAUGACAACAGGGAGAAAAUUAUAGAUGCGCCACUUGUCCGAGUGCUAACCAUGAUCAAUCAUUAUGGGAAUCGGUACACGGUCAAGUUUCCUCAGUCCUAUUGUCAAUUGUGGUUCAGGAAUCGCGUCGAUCCAGUAAUUGCUAAUGUAAGUGAUCAUAAGAUUAUUUGGGUUUGGGGCGGUGACCCGACAGGCAAAGUCUUCCCGACGCUUAUCAGCUGCCGUGUGCCCAACGUGGAAAAGGAGGCACCCGAAAUGGUGUCCAUAGUAGCACAGCGUUGUGACAAUGCGAGAAAUCUGCUGCGGGUCGUUUAUGAACCUGCUGUCAACACGGUCGCCAUGCCCCAACAGAAGGAUCAGCCGAUGAACGAUCAAGAUAAUUCAGAAAAGCCGCUGCGCUUAAUGAUUUGCGUAAAGGCUUUGGACUUCCUAUACAAGGAUAUAUCUUGGCGUCUGAUUGAAUGGCUUGAACUAAUGCGGCUGAUGGGUGUCAGCAAGGUGGUCUUCUACGAUGCCCAAAUGCAUCCAAAUAUGACGCGUGUGCUAAACGAUUAUAUAACCAGCAGUCCGGGCUUUGUCGAGCUGCGCCCUCUGUCGAUGGGCCGUGGAGAACCGCACACGGGACGUCAUUUUCAUCACUACGCGAUGGAUGCGGACUACUUCAAUCGCAUACUCAAUGAGAUGAUACCAUACAACGACUGCUUCUACCGCAACAUGUACAAGUUCGACUAUAUAGGCGUCUUUGAUACCGAUGAAGUCAUCAUGCCUCUGGGCAAUAUCACCAAAUUGUCGGAUCUGAUCAAACUGGCGCACAAGGUGCCCAACUAUGGACAAGAUGCGAGCGACUGCAGUGCAUGGGCUGGCUUCUGCUUCCGCAACGUCUACUUUCCCCUUUAUCCGAAGCGGCCAAAGGUCUACAAGAAUCUGCCCAGCUUUUAUUAUAUGCUGCAGCAUGUGGAACGUGUGAAGGAAUACUGUGAUCCCCUUUCGGCCACAAAAUGUUUUCACUCCACGCAAUUUGUGAUUGGUCUACAUAAUCACUUUCCAAUCUAUAUUGCAUAUAAUGGUGAAUGCGACCCGAAAUCUGUGCCCAUUGAGUUUGGCCAGCUGCAGCAUUAUCGUGAGCCGGACAAUAAGACGCACCUCCUCAAUCCCGUUGUGGAUGACAGUAUCUGGCGUUACCAGCCGCUGUUGCAGCAGCGUGUCUAUGCCAAAUAUGAGAAGCUCGGCUUUUUGCCCGACAUUCAACAAGUGAUCGAUGCCAAGCAUCAACGCCGUAAAGACGAUGAGCAACACCUACACGAAGCUAUCUUUAAGAUAUAGAUAAUAUUACAUAUUAUAUCAUCUACAUAUAUUUACUCUAGUAAUACUCUAGACAAAGUAAUAAAUUUUUUAAAAUUAAUAAAGGGGAAACGUGGCAGUCAGACGUAAGCAAC